AUGACAUCACCGUGCGCAUCUUCGUCGUCUGUCUCGUCAGGGGCGGGGCCUGGUGCGGGCGCGGGGGCGGGCGGCGACGAGCCGCUGUCCGCGCAGGCACAGGCCGCCCUGCUAGCCGUCGAGCCCUGGUUCCACGGACCCAUCUCCAGGACGACCGCCGAGAAGCUGGUUAUGGAAGAUGGUGAGUUUCUAGUUCGAGAAUCAGCAGCUUGUCCAGGACAGUUUGUUUUGACUGGAGCGAGACGUGGUGUACACAAACACUUGCUCCUCGUGGAUCCUAAUGGUGUGGUGAGAACCAAGGACAGAGUAUUCGAGAGUGUCCCGCAUCUCAUCAAGUACCACUGCACUAAUGAGCUGCCCAUAGUGUCAGCCGACUCCGCACUGCUGCUUCGCAAACCCGUACUUAGGUCUGGCUCUUGA
Molecule: messenger RNA, 420 nt
Organism: Parnassius apollo (apollo)
Lineage: Eukaryota; Metazoa; Arthropoda; Insecta; Lepidoptera; Papilionidae
Source: the annotation of a GenBank genome assembly